Molecule: messenger RNA, 609 nt
Organism: Drosophila elegans
Lineage: Eukaryota; Metazoa; Arthropoda; Insecta; Diptera; Drosophilidae
Exons: 3
Coding region: 145-609 (154 amino acids)
Source: RefSeq, a predicted model, not a curated record
GAUGCGCGUUUACCCACACUUCUCGAUAAACAUCUGUUUUUGUGCCACCCCCAUCAAGAUAUUUAGCCAAAAUAGAAACUGCAAAACAAAAACCGCUGCGGAAUCGGAGGACAACUGUGAUGUUGUAGCUGCCCUAUAUCUGAUAUGUCCAAGCGCAACAACAUAACGUACGUUAAGCCGCAGGAACCCAGCUUUUUGGCCAAGUUGAAGGCGGAAAUCGGCUACAAAGAAGGUCCAAGCGUAGAGACCAAGCGCCAACGCUUGGAGUCGGACCACGAGGAUUACGAUUCUAGUGAGGAUUGCCGGCCGGAAAGGGAAGACGAACAGCCCCAAGUGGUGGUCCUUAAGCCAGGAGAUCUUUCCGCCGAUGAGGCUAAGUUGGCCGCCAAAGAACUAGCCGAAAAACGUGCGGAUUUGACCCAGCCCAUAGUCUUCAAGCAGCGUGUUAAGCAGCUCAACAUCGAGGAAAAUAAGUCCCAAUCCGUAAACAGCAAGAAGUCGGAGAAAUCAGGAAAGAAAUCCGAGAAAUCCAAGAGCAAAAAGUCCAAGGUCGCCAGCAGUAAGCUGUCUUUCAACGAGGACGAAGAGGACGAGACGGCAGAGGAUUGA